Molecule: messenger RNA, 4094 nt
Organism: Cyclopterus lumpus (lumpfish)
Lineage: Eukaryota; Metazoa; Chordata; Actinopteri; Perciformes; Cyclopteridae
Gene: e2f7
Product: E2F transcription factor 7
Exons: 13
Coding region: 253-2622 (789 amino acids)
Biological process (GO): regulation of transcription by RNA polymerase II
Cellular component (GO): RNA polymerase II transcription regulator complex
Molecular function (GO): DNA-binding transcription factor activity, RNA polymerase II-specific; RNA polymerase II cis-regulatory region sequence-specific DNA binding
Source: RefSeq, a predicted model, not a curated record
GUGACCCAGAUGCCUGAGAGCGCCAGAAAACAAGCUUGAGCGGGGGAUGCUGGAGUCUCCCCGGGACAGUGCAGACUUUCCGCGAAUCGGACAGGAGAAGAAGACUGGAGGUACAGUCAGAGGACAGGCCCGCUUACUUUAAAGAGGGAAACUAGCUGCUAUGUCAGUCUGAAGAAAGUACGCACUGACAAGUCGAUAGAACCGGACACAGACCUCCAUUGCACCAUUUCAUUCAUUCGGCAGCAGAAAAAGAUGGAAGUUGAAUGUCUUGCCCUGAAAGACCUCACAAGUCCCAGGAAAGGUUUCACGGAGGAGGAUGGGGGCCAAAGUGAACAAAAGGAAAACAUCUGCGUGGAGAGGAGGCGGUGCACACCACUGAAAUCGGCAGAGUCCCCCAUCCCUGCCUUGCUGCUGAACAGAAAGGGGGCCACCCCCGACCUGGCCCACGUCACCCCCAUCAAACACACAGCCCUGGCCGAGCCCUGGACGCCCACGGCCAAUCUCAAGAUGCUGAUCAGUGCGGCGAGCCCAGACAUCCGGGACAGAGAGAUGAAAAAGGUGUUGUUUAGACCCAUCGAGAACGAGAGGGACAAGCCAGAGAGUCCGGAUACUGUGGCGGAGGAUACAGAGGUGGAAGACUCUUGUCAGUUUGAAGCUGUGGAUGAAGAGGACGACGCCGACAAAAAGCCUAGCAGGAAGCAGAAGAGUCUGGGUCUGCUGUGCCAGAAGUUCCUGGCCCUCUACCCUGACUACCCACCGCUGCACAGCCCCAUCUGGAUCUCUCUGGAUGAAGUGGCGACCAGUCUCGGAGUGGAGCGGCGGCGCAUCUAUGACAUCGUCAACGUGCUGGAGUCCCUCAUGAUCGUGGGUCGGAUCGCCAAGAACAGCUACACCUGGUACGGUCGCCUGCGGCUGGAGGCCACGCUGGAGGAGCUGCAGCGGAGGGGUCGGCAGCAGGGCUACCACCUCCAGAUGGACCUGGCCACGAAGAGCAGGGAGGCCGGACCGGGGCGAGAAGACGACGGGGCGGAAGGAGACGCCGGUAACGCUGGCGGCAACCGGAAAGACAAAUCUCUGCGCAUCAUGAGCCAGAAGUUUGUCAUGCUCUUCCUGGUGUCCAAAACUCAGACGGUUACUCUGGACGCAGCAGCAAAGAUCCUCAUCGAGGAGAGUCAGGACUCGUCCAGUCACAGCAAGUACAAAACCAAGGUGCGGCGCCUGUACGACAUCGCAAAUGUGCUGACGAGCCUGGGCCUCAUAAAGAAGGUCCAUGUCCGCGAGGAGAGAGGCAGGAAGCCGGCCUUCAAGUGGCUCGGCCCUGUUGACUUCAAAAGCUCCGGGAGUGCUGCUCUAGGAAAUAGUGUGAACGUGGCCGCCGCCACGCUGCCUGAGGCCACACAGCCAAUGGCGGGCCUGGACCCCAGAAGAGCCAAGAUGGCACGCCACACCUCCUUCAACAUUGCGCCCGCUUCUGUGGCCGUUCGGCGGCUGGUCAACUCUGCACCCAGCAGUCCGCGGCGAGACCGUGCGGGCCUGCCAACACAGCCUGUGGAUUAUUCCAAAAAGACGACAAUCAACAGCGCCGUGUGUCGACUGCAGUUUGGAAACGGCACCGAUAACCGUCCCGCCGGCAGCCCGCUGGCUCCAUCCUCCACCCGGCCCGCCCCGCAGGCACCGCCUCUCCACCCGGAGCACCACUUCGCCACGUCCUCCCCGCCCCACUGCUUGGCCUACCUGCCCAGCCUGUCCCAGCCCUCGGUGGUCAUGCUGUACCGGGCGCCCGAAGGUCCGAGGUCGCCCGGGGCGGAGUCUGACGAGGGGAGGAAGAGGAGGAGGGAAGAGAGGGACGAGGAGGGGACGGUGGUGAAAAAGAAGGGGGCGUCCGGGUCCGGGGGAUGUGACGAGGUGAGCGCCGAACCUCACCGGGAAGCAGCAGAGUGUUCGCCAGCGGGUCACACCGGGAAUUCCCCCAGUCACCCAGCCGGCCUCUUCAGAGAGCGGGGGCUCGAUGAGAGUCUAGGUGGCAGCAGUGAGCCCGCCCAACCAUCGCACUACCUCUAUGUACCCAACAAUGCAGGUCUGAACAGCCUCAACUUCCUCCUCUCUGCCGGCCAGCCACCAGCCGGUCUCGCGCUUCCCCACAGCGGCGUUCCCACCCUGGCGCUGCCCUACGUCCUGGUGCCCUCCGCAACCCUCUCCCACUACCCGCUGGUGGCCGGCGCUCUGCAGCAGCAGGGCCCCGAGGCCCGCAGCAAACUGAGCUUCAGCCUGCCCGCCCACUUUAUGGUGGGGGCGGCGCCGUAUGGCCUGGCGGCGGCAUCGGAAUACGGCGGGUCGCCGGCUCUAUUGCCGUCCACUCCGGAACAGAGCAGGCUGUACGGGUUAGCGGCAGGAGCUCCCCGUUCCCCCUCGGGACUGCAUCAGACUGCCAGCAUACACACACCAGAACCACUGACUCCGCACACUCCGAAGGAAGCUGCACUGUCUGCCUCGAAGGCUUUCUUCCAGACCCCGGGCACACUGGGAAGUGGAGUCAGCGCUGCGCCAGCUGCCCGAAAAAGAGGCUCGGCACAGAGGAGACUGGACGUCGGCCACCCGCACACCAACCGGUUGGACAUGUGAGGAGAUGGAUCGGUUGGCGGCUAAUAUGCUGUUUGAGCAUUCGGGCUUUGAUCCUGAAAGUGAAAAAGGUGGCUUUGAACCACUGGUGCGUUGUUAAGUUUAUUAAUUAAUAAAGUAAAGGGGUUCCUUCCAAAAUGCAUGCAUAUAAACUUAAAAACAUUGUCAGCAGAGGCCUCAAAUAUACUCUUUCCUAAAAUAAAAUUCCCUAUCUGAUGUUUUGCGAAUGACUGUCAAGUUUUUUACCAAAGUCUUUUGUUAUUGGUCCUUGACAGUACAAAUGAGCCCCACGGUUCAAUUAUUGGACACAAGUGAAUGAGGUGAAACUAUUGCCAGUGUCACAGUGCCCUCCUGUGGUAGGAUUCGACCACUGCUGUCUUUUAUAUUUCCCAUAUGUGAUCAAGCUACGUAAUUCCCCCUACCGUGUGUAUUAUAGGCCAACUGCUAUUUAUAUUUGAGCUAAUAUAUGUUGAUUACAGGGACUGUAAUGGAACAUGAACUGUUUUUUUUUAGCACUAAGUAUCUGACUGAAUGUCUAAUUUUGAAUUGAUUGUUGUUAGUCGGCCCCUUCAGGUUUUGUUGCAUUAUCACGCUAUAAUUUAAAUUCUAUUGGCUGCAGAUGACCUGUUUUUCAUGGUCAGCAGCAGAUAAUCUCUUCUUGGCUCGUUUCAGACAUUACUGUGAGGAGAGAAAUCACUAAAGCCUUAAAUGUUCAAAGCCAGCCAAUCAUCUCCAGGAAGUCAUUGGCCUGCUUGAUGCACAGCGUGUGACACGUUUGACUGGUGCCGUGUGUAAAAGGUUGAAUAGCAAACCCUGUAGCCGUGGUUACUGAUGACUAAGGGACAAUGUGACAAUGCUCUCUGGUACUUGAAUACUUGUGACUUUAUCAGAGUACUGUAAAGAUGUUUUUUUUUAUCCUUGAUUUAUCCAGGUAAAGCAGAUUGAGCUCAGUAUCGUUCGUACGGUCCCGACACAUUUGGGAGACCUCCCAGUAUGCCCACAACCUGCUGUUGAUGUAGGAGGUUACGUGCCUUACUUGAAAGAGAGUUGUAUUACAGAUUUCAGAUUCUGAAGUUGUGCAGAGGAUUUGUAUCAACCGCCCUCUCUAGUCAUAAGCCCACUAACCAAACCAAAAUAUUGGUGCUUUGUACGGGAAUCAUUCAGGAGAGCUUACCGGUGUCACACCAAAGGGUGCACAAUAAUCCACUGACCAGUGGAUGUGUAUUCAUUAAAGUACAAUCAUAUGUCUAAUUUUGUACAUUGUAUUCAUAUUGUCAUUUAUUCUUCCACAUGCAGAAUGUCACAUGCUGCUUUACUGUGUUUGGAAAUAAUAAUUAUUGCACUGCUAGUUGUAGUAGUUGUGUCUGCUGGUCCAUCGCCUGUUCCUUCACUGUAGCUUUCUGCUCUCUCUGUAGUCAAGGGCCAAACUGGCUCUGUAUGACUUCCACAAACCUUCAUUAAAAAUGUAUGACUGA